This is a messenger RNA of Drosophila miranda, 1200 nucleotides long. RefSeq names its product protein teflon-like. The transcript is spliced from 2 exons. Lineage: Eukaryota; Metazoa; Arthropoda; Insecta; Diptera; Drosophilidae. Bases 89 to 952 code for a protein of 287 amino acids. The record is from RefSeq and is a predicted model, not a curated record.
ACUGGAUACGAGAAUUAGCAGCUGUUGAACAUUCGAUUUAUGAGUUCGCGCGUUUUUUUUGUUGUUCAGUCUUCGUGUUGUUAUAAAAAUGUCCUCGUUUCUUGAUAUCCUGGGCGAUGGACAUGUGAACUUUGAAAAAUGUGGGGACGUUGUUGUUUCGCCCAAGGACAACAUGGUCGCCAUGUUCUGCCAUUUCUGCAAAGACAUUUUCACUCAUCUGCCGGAGUUCCUGAGACACCUUCAGUGGGCCCACAGCGACGUGUUGCAAUUCACAAAGGAGCAGAAUGUUUACAGAGUCGAGGAACUGAUGUCCUUGGAGAGCUCAGAAGAUGAUGUACAGUCGCAGGCAAACAGCUGCAGCAGCGGCGACUCGGGAUUGGCAGGCGAAAUGGAAGAUGCAGAUGGGGAACCAGGAUCAUCCGAGUGCCUGGUAAAUAAUUUAGAAAUAAUGAAUGCCCUGGCAGCAUUCGAUGUGGAUGUCGAUGGACUGAAUAAUGUCAGCCACGAACAGUCGUAUUCAAAAACUCCUCCGGAUUCUCGGACAGAAGAUAUUGGGGAAAAAUGUGCCGCAAGAAAUAUUCUAGCAGAAGUGGAAGCCAUGAUGCUUGAAGAUGAGGGCGACAUUUCUCCCAGCUCCCAAACUGUCCAGUCAGUACAUUGCCGUGCGGAGAGGAAAAUCCAGGCAGAACCUAUCAUAACAGAAACACCCGUCAAGAAAACGUACUGCAAAGUAAACUACACCGAGAAGGAGAUAGAGGCCCACAGCUCGAAAGGUUUCCGUCGAGCCCGCAAGCCGGGGAGAGUGGAAAAACCACCGAGCAUCUGCGACCUUAAGAGCUACAACAUUACCAGACACUCCCGCAAAAGGGAGGCGAUCAAACAGCGCCUAAGCAGCGUAAAAAAGCGUAUCAUGCGCUCCCUUGAAAUGAUGUGUCAAAGCCAGUCGUUAUGAAUCUAAAUGACAGGCGUCUGCCUUUAAAAGGCACCAGCAUUAGGCAGGAAUUGCCAUAUCAAGUCACUGCUGUAGCUACAAAAUUGCCACGUUACAAAUUUGAGUCUAAAGAAAACCGCGUUAUGUUAACUCAAGCGAUCCAGUCUAGUGAAAUGAAGCCAGCAUUUAUCAACCAUUUGAGCAGGACAAAAACUUUAGCUUAUGUUAGUUUGAUUAGGCCAGCGUUAACCUCGUCUACAACCAAAUCU